AAUAAGCCUCACAUCUUCAUGGACCCGAACGAAUAUUUCAUUCGGAGUGCAGACCUUCAGGAUGUCGGUGAAACUAAACCAUCCUCCUUUUUCCAGAAGAAACUGUCGAAAAGAUGAACUGGUUGUGAAUAUGUGACGAAAAAAUUGGUAAUCAUGGCGAGUUUUGUUGGGUUUUUGUAUUGUUUCUGUUGCUAUUCAACGAUUUUAGCAGGUUAUUUUUGUUUGUACUGUCAUUUAUUGCCAGUAUUAUUAAUUUCGAAUAAACUUUAUAGAUGUCUAACAGACAUCAUCUUCACUUUCUGGCAGUCUUACGCUACUGCUUUACUUCAGUUCUUGAUUAAAUGCGAUAUUGAAGUUACUGGAGAUACCAUCAACUCCGAUGAAAUGUCGAUUAUUGUUAUGAACCAUCGGACAAGAACUGAUUGGAAUUUUCUAUGGGCAGCACUUCAUCAUGCCAUUUGUGGGAAAAACAAGUAUAAAUUUUCGACGAAAUUCGUGUUGAAAGAUAUGAUCAGACAUUUUCCUGGGCCAGGCUGGGUGAUGCAGCUAACAUUCUCGAUAUUCAUAAGGAGGUGUUGGAUUGCCGACAAAAAAAUCUUGGAAAGUUUUUGUGGAUACAUAUCGGCCCUAUCUUACAAAUGCAGCGUUCUGAUUUUUCCUGAGGGGACUGAUUUCACCGAAGGUACCAAAAAAAAGAGCGAUGAGUUUGCCCUGAAAAAUAACUUGAAGCAAUAUAAACACGUUCUUCAUCCUAGAACAACUGGAUUCGCGUUUUUGGCCAAUAAGCUAAUGGAAGAAAAAUCUUUGGGGGCAGUUUACGACAUAACGAUAUUCUAUCAGGAUUGUAUUCCACAAAAUGAGAAAAUUUUACUACGAGGUAAUUUUCCGAGGAAAAUCAAGAUUCACGUGGAAAGAUAUCCAGCGGAUGAACUUCCCCUAACAGAAAGUGGCCUGAAAAAGUUCCUUGAAAAUUUAUGGUACAAAAAGGAAGAUCUCCUUCAAGAAUAUCACGAAAAUCCUAAAAUGAGCAACGGACGAAUUUUGAAAUGCAAAGAUAUCGCAAUUCUUCGUAUGGCUUUUGUAUUUUGGAAUGCUCUUUUGAUAGCUUCAUUCGUCUUUUUUCUCUAUAGUCAUUAUUUCAGAAUUAUCUGUUUGUUUCAUACGCUAUUUCUGAUAUCUAUCAAUGUGAUUUUGCCUCAUGGUUUUCAGAGUAUAGAAAUUAAACUUUAUGAAGUAAGGAAGAAGUUAGCCAAUCGUGAUUCAAUCCCCGUUUUGUGGGGUAGAUUUCGACAACUCCCAUACAAAAUGUCCGUUUUUGCAGAAAUGGGUUACUUCGUCGGCAUUUUGUAUUUCUACCUGUGGUUCACCAGCAUAUUGGCAGGUUAUGUAUGCUUGUACUGUCCGAUUUUACCUAUUCUGCUAUUAUCGAACAAGUUAUACAGAUAUUUGACAGAUGGUAUUAUAACAUUUUGGCAACAAUACCCAGCUGUGCUUGCGAGAGUUUUAUGCAAGACUGAGGUAGAAGUGACUGGCGAUGCCAUAAGAUCCAAUGAAAUGUCGAUUCUGGUCAUGAACCACAGGACAAGGACUGACUGGAAUGUAUUGUGGCCGUCUUUGUACCAUUGUGUUGAAGGGACAACCUCCUACAGACAUUCGACCAAAUUCCUCCUGAAGGAUGGGAUAAGACACGUCCCUGGAGCAGGUUGGGUGAUGCAACUGUCUUUCUGGAUAUUCAUCAGGAGAUUUUGGACCUCAGAUAGGGACACUCUAAAAAAACUGUGCGACUACAUAGAGGCACUCUCGUAUAAAUUCAGCAUGGUAGUUUUUCCUGAAGGCACAGAUUUCACCGAAGAAACGAAGGAAAAAAGCGACGUUUACGCCAGAAAGAAUAAUCUACAGAAAUACGACUAUCUGCUCCACCCGAGAACGACAGGCUUCGCUUAUUUGUCCAGCCAGUUGCUCAAACAAAACUGCCUGGACGCUGUGUACGAUCUGACUUUGGUAUAUCCUGACGUUGUCCCACAGACUGAGAAACAUUUGGUGCAAGGAAAAUUCCCCAAACAUGUUAAACUGCACAUAAAAAGGUACCCAUCACAAACUCUACCAAAAUCGGAAGAAGACCUGAAGAAGUUUCUAGACGUCAUUUGGAAAGAGAAAGAAGCCGCUCUCAAAGAAUUCCACACCACCAAUAAUUUCAUACCCGGACCGAGCCUAAGAAAGAGCUGUCUUGACCUUUUCCCUGCUUUCAUAUUCUGGACAGUUCUUCCUUACUUCGCCAUAUAUUUACUAUUUUGCUACCAAGAAUUCAGAAAAAUUUGUUUUCUGCACACGGUAUUUUUACUAUGUGUCGACCUCUUAACCCCUGGUUUUCAAUGGUUCGAAAUCACACUGUACAGGUUGAAAAAAGAAUUUCUCGGACCGAAAUUCACCUUCUGAAUG
Molecule: messenger RNA, 2439 nt
Organism: Coccinella septempunctata (seven-spotted ladybird)
Lineage: Eukaryota; Metazoa; Arthropoda; Insecta; Coleoptera; Coccinellidae
Exons: 13
Coding region: 154-2436 (760 amino acids)
Cellular component (GO): endomembrane system
Molecular function (GO): acyltransferase activity
Source: RefSeq, a predicted model, not a curated record